This is a messenger RNA of Mya arenaria, 1906 nucleotides long. RefSeq lists its product as uncharacterized. Bases 385 to 1137 code for a protein of 250 amino acids. The transcript has 6 exons. The record is from RefSeq and is a predicted model, not a curated record. Lineage: Eukaryota; Metazoa; Mollusca; Bivalvia; Myida; Myidae.
AAGCUUGAGCGGGUUUUAAGUCAGCGGACAUUUUCUCUCAACAACCUUUAAACUAAAUCAAUAUUACAGAAAAACUGUGUGUGGCUCAGCUGGCAUAUAAACCUGGUGGUGUAUACAUUAACUUGAUUUUAAAUGCUGGGAUUAAACAGUGUUACACUGUUUUCAAUUUUAAGGGAUAAAAUUCUUAUUUUGUAAGAUAAACUGUUAAUUUGUGGACAUAAUAUUAUACAUGAUUACAACCUUAAUUAAAACUGGAAUAUAUGAAACGAAGAUGCCAAUUUCACAAUGUGAUUUUAACAUCAAAACACUGGAAGUGAUUCAGAAAUUGUUUAUUUUGACCAGUAACUGCGUAAGGUGCCUGUAAAAGUUGACCUGCAUAUUUACAUGAUGUCCGAUGACGAUGGUUUUACGAUCUACACACCAUGGGGCUUCAUCCAUUCAGAUGAGUUCACAACAGACAUCAUCAUAGAAGAGGUUCAGGAAGUGUAUUCCACUGGUCCUGCUAUAGCAGAGGAUGGUAGUGAAGUCACCCAACAGGAGGUUGGCGAUGUGCAAUAUUACUCAUACACUAAGGAGGAUCAAGACCAUCAUAAACAUGAUCAAACCAAAACUACCGAUGAAGAUGAGGCGGACAUAGCAGAAGACGACAUUCACGAGGAGAAGUUUAUUCUACGUUUCCUAGCAACCAACACCAGUAACGAGGAUCGCUAUCUGUGGGUCACUGACGAUGGUGAAGUCAGAAGUGACGGGAGUUAUACAAAUAUAGCAACAUUCUUUGAGGUAAUACACUGGUGCAGUCCCCAUCUGAACAACUACCAGCUGAUCUGCUGGGGCGGGGCUUGCAAGGGACACAUUCUUUAUAUGGAUGGAACCUCCCUCAAAUCUAGGACAUACCAUGCCAGUACUGAUGACAAUGACAUUACCACCAAGUUCCAAAUGUCUCCUAGAGGGUCAGACAUUACUGUACGAGCAUUCAUAUCAAAGACCGGUGUUCCAAUAUACUUUGAUUCAGAGGGCAAUUAUCGGCCGGAGGGUCCACCCAGACAAUCUAACUCCAGUGUGGAAUCCGAGGGGGAAAUGCAACCAUUGUACUUUAUAACGGCAAAUGUGAAACUUAUGAAAGUGACUUCGGUGUGAUUUAUUGAGUGAUUUCCAAAUGUGUUUCUUUUUGUUCAUAAAUUGUUGUGUAAACAAUGAAGAACUACAACUGAGUUGUAGUUUUCUUUCACUCAUUUUAAAAUAAAACAUAAAUAUAAAUUUAAUUUCGUGCUAUAAUAUUAUUACUAUUUGAACCAUUAUCUUGAAAUGAAAGCACCACAAGGAAGCAUAAUGUGCCCAUUCAAUGAUCAGCCAUCACAAAAGUUCAUUUCAAGGGCCGUUACUCCAUAGUGUGUGAUGAUAUUUGAAUGUAUAAUGAAUUUAUCUAAUUAGAUCAUGUCAAUUCACAAUCUUGUAUUAUUCCCCAAAUGAUUUAAGAAUUGUUUAAAGAUUUAGAGCAGCAGUUCUAACUUUGCAAAAAAAUAUUUAAGAGUUAUAAGUCUUAUUCAUAAUUCUACAUAAUAUUACAACAAGUAAUAAUGGUUAUAAAUUUAAAUUAACCUCGGCAGCUGCAAACUCUUAAUAACUUCAAUUUUCCUUGCAACCCCUGUCCAAGAUAUUAUCAAAACUGAAGAUUUUUUGCGUUCACAGGCGCAGCAUUUUUUUUCACUGACAAGGACAUAAAGUUCUGUUGUACAAAUUACCCUCAGACAAUCUCCUGCUGUUGCUGUUGCUGUUGCUGUUGCUGCAGCAAUGAAAUAAGUUUUGAUUUUGUUUUUUUGUAUUUUCAUACUAUGUAUGCAUCACCAUUAAUUUUUCAUAUUUUAUUAAUUCACUUGUCAAUAAAGGAAGAUGAAAAACUAUGUUC